AUGCCCGCCGUCGACAGGCUUCGCCUGGAAGAGGCUUUGCAGGAUAGCCCGCAGGUACCACCGCGGCACGUCUGAGUGGAUCUCCGCGUCAGGCCAGCGAGGGAGGGAGAGAGAGGAUGUCGCAGUCGUUGGAAGCUGCGCUCAAACGCGAAAGCUACCUGCGGACCGGGAGGGGAGGGGGCGAGCAGGAUUGUCAGUAAUCCAGAAUAUGGCAUUUAGGCGAGCCGAGAGCUCUUCCCGGGUGUCUGCUGAUCUUUCUGUUGUGGGUCUGCAUCAAAGCAAACCUGUGAGCCAGGCAGGGUUUUGGUGGUGGUGGAGGUUCGUCUGUUUUCAUAAUGGUGCUCAACAGACACAGGAGUUUUCAGCAAGUUGGAGGGUGACAUGUAAUUUUUAAACGGGGAUAAUUUAAAAGCUGGAGAAAGAAGCCCCUGCUGCCGGAGAAUGGAGGAGUCGGAAUGGAAAAGUAGCCAUUGUGGUCGGAGGUUUGUUAAGUAGGAGGCGGGUCUUUCUUUUAAAGAAAAAGGUGACAUUAUUAGGACCCAGAAGAAAUGAGGGAGGUCAGAACUCCUAGUCCGGUUAGAUCAGCCUUUGCCAACCUGGUGCCCGUGCCCAGAUGUUUUGGACUACAACUCCCAUCAGCCUCCGAGAGCACAUCCAUCCUGGCUGGGUCUGAUGGGAAUUGUAGUCCAAAACACCUGGAGGUGAGAUGGCUAAGCAAGACUGGGCUAGAUGUUAAAACAGGCGGUGUUUUGCCCGGGUGUGUGAGAGAGGGAGAAACUCCAGUGUAUAGGAAUCUGGCUCUAUGACAGAGAGGAAGAACCCCCAUGGAGAAAUAAAAAAACUCUUCUCUGCCUAUCAUCUACUAUCUUGUGUAAGUACACAUUCCGUACAUCAGCAGGAUGCUAUCAUAUUUUUCCAGGUUAAGAAGUGAAGGGAGCAUGGAAAUGUUCUAACAAUGGUUCUAACAAUAAAGCACUUUGGAAAUAUUAAUGAGCUUUGGAGAGAGGAGGAGACGGAAGUAGCUUUAUCAUUGUAAAUGUAUGGAGCUUCAUUGUGACCAAUCUAGGUCACUUUUAAUAGGUGCAUUAGGAGGGAUGUUUUGAAAUCUGAGGGAAGGGAAAGUUAAUAAUUGGAUUUAUUUGAUUUAUGUUCCUGGUCUCCCUAAGUUCCAUGUGGGUAGCAGUACAAUCAAAAACACUGUUCUAAAACAGUUAUAAUACGUGAAUUAAGGUAGAAUAAAUUAUGAAUUAGAGACAGUUUGUUUCUUCCUUCCUGAUCUUUUUGGAUCAAAGAGUGAGCGAGCGAGAGCCCUUUCAAGUUUGUGGAGAACAUGCAGGCAUCAUGUGACUCAUCUAAAUGGAUGCUGGUGCUUUAAAGGCCGGAAAGUGAACAGGCCGGAUGCUGAUUUGCGUAGUACACAGAAGAGUGCUGAGGCAGUGCAAAUCCUUUUUUUUUUUUUUUAAGGGCUGUAAUUUUUCUGUUUCUUUACAGAAGCCACAGCAUAAUAGGUGCAACUGCUCACAUUCAAAGCAUUCUUACUUGUGCUAAAUUGUGUGUACACUUUUUUCCACCGAGUUCUCUGGCAGUUAAACACACCAGGGAGCUGCAUGUACAAAUUUACUGUCAAUCCUCCUGAUUGACACCAAUGCUAUGCACCCCUCCAUCCAGGGCUCUGUUUCCCUCCCACUGAUAUUUUUUUUUGAGGGGAGCUUAGGUGAUGUUGCAUCAAAGCAAGUUUUAUGCCACAAGCACAUUUCUCUGUCACUUUCCUUAUUGCAAAAAAUAUAAUCUUUGAGGGAAAUGUGUUUGCUGUGCAAGAGCUACAAAGUGACUUUAAUUGCACAAAUUGAAUUUGUAUGUGUCAGGCAGUAGCUCUCUAGGCUUUCAGACAGAGUUCUCUCGCAGCCCUACCUGGGUCCCAAGGAACAGGUCCCUCUCUGUGCUGGCCCCACAGCAGUGAAAUUUCAUUCCAUCAGACCUGCGUCAAAUUUCUGUUCUUCAGAGUCUUUGAAGGACCCCAAAUAUCUGUUUUUCUUCCUUUGUCCUGGCAGGUGUGAUGCUUGUUAGCUGGGUGAGUCAAAUAUAUAUGUAGAGCCAGAAAGAACAUGUGGAAUGUUGCUGAAUUGCAUGGCCAUAGGUCAGAGCAGUAAUUUGGGGUGUGAAUGUUCGAUUAUAAAACUUUAAUAUGACCUAUUCCAUCAAAAGGGCUCAGAUCAGAUUCUCUAUACAGUGGUACCUCGGGUUAAGUACUUAAUUCGUUCUGGAGGUCUGUUCUUAACCUGAAGCACCACUUUAGCCAAUGGGGCCUCCUGCUGCCGCCGCACCGCUGGAACACGAUUUCUGUUCUCAUCCUGAAACAAAGUUCUUAACCCGAGGUACUAUUUCUGGGUUAGCGGAGUCUGUAACCUGAAGCGUAUGUAACCUGAGGUAGCACUGUACUCGUUUAGGAAAGGGCUGUGGCUCUGUGGUGUACCCUCCUAGUGGUGCAGCAGUAAAAACCACUGGCACCUUUGCAAAGCUAAGCAGGGUCUCGUAUGGUUUCAAAUUGGAUGGGGGACUGUGUGUUGGAAUUCCUGCAUUGCAGGGGGUUGGACUAGAUGACCCUUGGAGGGGGUCCCUUGCAACUCUGGGUCAAUCCCCAGCUUCUCCGGGUUUAGCUCAAAAUAUCCCUUGCUUGAAACCCUGCAUAACUGCUCCCAGUCAGAGUGACAACACUGAGCCAGAUGGAUCGAUGGCCUGACUCUGUAUAUCCUUGUUUCCUAUGUUCCUUUCCCCUUCCAUUGCUGCUAGAAGGAAAUCAGGCCUGGUUAGUGAAUAAAACCGCAUCCUCCUUUUUCUGCCCAGGAGCUAAACCACAGUUUACACAAGGCAGAUCUUACCACACUAGAUAUAUAUAAAAAUAUCCCAAUGUAAAUUGUUAACUUUGUAUACCUGAAACAUAAUACUGGUUUUUCUGCUUCUGCCAUCUCACUUAGAAUAUUAAAAUGUCAACAGUAUUUUAGCACUAGCUGAAAAAGAGGGGUAGAAAAUGAAUGUGUGUGUGUGUGUAUAAUUUCUAUACCAUCCUUCAUACGAGGAUCACAGGGCAGUUUACAAUAUAAAAACACGAAAAAAUGUAACAUAUUACAAAACAAUACCCCACCCACAGUUUAAAAGUAUGCAAUUGAAUGCAUGUUUAUUUUGAUAUAAGGCUCACUGUACUCCCUGACACAGAGCUUUCCAAACUUUUCAUGUUGGUGACACACUCUAUGCAUGCAUAAUAUCGCGAUACAGUACAGUCAUACAUCGGAAGUCAAACAGAAUCUGUUCCGGAAGUCCGUUCGACUUCCGAAACGUUCAGCUUCCAGAUUGUGGCUUCUGAUUGGCUGCAGGAAGUUCCUCCAGCCAGUUGGAAGCCCUGCCGGGUGUUCGGCUUCCGAAAGAAUGUUCGAAAACCAGAACCCUCACUUCUGGUUUUUGAUUGUUCUGGAGCUGGAACAUUUGACUCCCAAGUGUUCGGGAGCCGAGGUACAGCUGUAAUUCAGUUUUACUAGCAAACCGGAGGUUAAAUUAACCCCUUUCCAGCCCCAGGAGGAGCAUGGGGAGCGUUUGCACGACACACCUACACACUGCAGCCAACACACUAAUGUUUCGUGGCACACAGUUUGGAAAGCUCUGCCCUAGCAAGUAUGGUUAGGGUUGAAAUCUUUGUGGUGUGAUCCAUUCAGAUCUAAGCAGUUUAGGCUGCUGUCUUAAAAAAGUACAUCAGGUGCAAUCCUGUGGUAGCUGGGUUGGUGGGGGCAGGAGCCGUAAUAUUUUGUGGCUCUCCAACUCCAUGGGUGAUACAGAAGAUAUGACCACAAAUGGAUGUCUUGUAGCUGUGGGAACCUCUUGGCUGCCCCUUCUCCAGCAGAGAGGGCAAAAAAGAAAGUUUUUGGGGGGCACAUCAGCGGAUACUUUGAAUCCACUGGAUCUAAAGCCUUCCUGUUCUGGUAUGCUUCUGGAAUGGGGUGGUGGAGGAUAUUAUUCUUAUUAUUCAAUGAGAGCAUUUUGAGUAUUGCCCUUCAUUUUUAAAAUAUGUCUGAGGGUUCUGUUGUGAACUGUUUUGGGACCUUCGGAUGAAGGACAAUAUACAAAUUAACUAAACAAUAAUUAUAAUAAGCAAAGAAAAUAUCAAACCAAAAAUGCACCAUAGCCCUAGUCAGUUAUAUGGGUCUGAUGCUUCAAUGUUUUGUUGAAACUGAACAUGAGGAAAGAUUGCUGCUAUUCCUUCUUCAAUUUGAGUGGAAUUACCCUCUUUGCGGGAUUUUCACUUAUCACCACGUAAACCUCUACAAAUAUAGGCCAGCUUGUGCUCAGUGGGGAAGGCCCAGUUGGAGAUCCUCCCUAUGAGGGAGGUACAGUUUGCAUCAACUCAGGACGGGGCUUUCUCUGCAGUGGCACCCCAACUGUGGAACGCUUUCCUUUUGGCAGUGUUACCUCCCGUCUCAUUGGUGACCUUUUGAUCCCAGCUUAUUCAUUCAUGCUUGGGGGUGGGGAGUAAUAACAGGAGCUGUGCUUGACAUCAAAAUCCCGUGGAGCUAAUGUUUUGUCUUUCUGGAUAUAAUUUAAUAAUGAUUUUAGAGUUGUCAUGAUUUAUGAAGUGUUGUGUUUUAUGAAUUGGCCAUUGUAACCUCCCUGUGGUCUGGUUAGAUGAAAGCCAGGGUAUAAAUACAGAUGUCUUCACUGCUGAAUGCUUCUGUUCAUAAUAGGGCAAGGCUGGGGAACCUGUGACCCUCCAUAUGUUGUUGGACUCCAAUUGCUGUUACAGUGGUGCGUCGCAAGACGAAAUUAAUCCGUUCCGCGAGUCUCUUCGUCUUGCGGUUUUUUCGUCUUGCGAAGCACGGCUAUUAGCGGCUUAGUGGCUCUUAGUGGCUUAGCGGCUAUUAAUGGCUUAGCGGCUAUUAACGGCUUAGCGGCUUUAAGAAAAAGGAAACGAACUCGCAAGACGUUUCGUCUUGUGAAGCAAGCCCAUAGGGAAAUUCGUCUUGCGGAACGACUCAAAAAAUGGAAAACUCUUUCGUCUUGCGCGUUUUUCGUCUUGCGAGGCAUUCGUCUUGCGAGGCACCACUGUAUUCGUGACUUUUGACUAUCUGAAGGGCCACAGGUUCCCCACCUCUGUAGCAGGAAUUUGAGGAUCUGUUACUUGUGUGUGUUUAGUGUCUUAACAACAGAGAGAUUACUAGUGUCUCUCUCCAUUUAUGCUACCUGUUUGUUUGAAAAUUGUAAAUUUCCAUCGGUGAAUAAACUGCUACCCUUUCUCUUUGACCAGACACGUUCUUUGCUGAGUGUGUUUGAAGAAGAUGCGGGGACUCUCACAGAAUACACCAACCAGUUGCUUCAAGCGAUGCAGCGAGUUUAUGGGGCUCAGGUAAAUCACUUCAAAUGUUUUCAGUUCCCUUUCUGCCCCUCAACUCUUCUAAAAAUAAUGUAUUGUUUUAUUUCAAUAACAUAUUGCGCUUUAAUAAUGGGUAAUAUAGAAAACCAUAAAAAUAAACCUGCCACUUUCCUGAAGAAAACACAAAUAAUCAUGAUUUCCACACACCCCAUUGAUUAUAUUUUAUUUUGUUCACUUAAAAAUAGGGGGAUAAACAUAGAAAGCAAUAUAUACUGAGGCAAUUACUGCACACAUCCUGACCUUAUUCAGAUAGUCAUAUAUUGGCUUCUUAGUUUUAAUAUGGACAAAUCUUUUGACCAGAUAUGCAGCCUGCUCACUCCUCCUUUUGUUAGUAAACUAUUGUUGCAACAGGGAAUCUCUAAUUAAUCAUAGUUUCUUGUUUUGUCCAAACUGGGAAACUAUGGUUACCGGAACAAAUCAGGAUCUUAAACUAAUUCCACACCAUGGUUUAAGAUCCUGAUCUGUUCUGAACUUGAUACCCAUAGUUUUCUGGUUCUGAUAAAAUGGGAAACUAUGGCUAAUUAGAGAUUUCCUGGUUAAAUUGCAGCUCACCUCAAAGAAACCGUGUACGUGGCAAAAGGCUUGUCCAUCUCUGCUUAAGAAGCCAAGCUGUGAUCAUUGGAACAAGGCCACAGUUUUGCAUCCCAGUUCACAGGUCAUUUUUGAUUACUGGCCACUGGUCUUCCACAAAACAAUUGGGGUUCUGUCUUCCACUUUCCGUCUUAAUUUGCUAUGGUAAUUUGUCCUAUAUUAAUAAACCACAAAUUGGCAGGCAAAGCUUUUAAUCAUUGGACACAAGUUGGUUGGUUUGUAACAUGGAAAAACAAUUUGGGGGAGGAAGUUUGGAAGGUUUAACCCCCACUCUUCCAGGGUUGUGAUCCCAGUCUGUUCUGUGCAUGCAUACACACCACCCCCAGCACAACUAAUAUUAAGAUGUGAAAAAGUGCUGUAUAUCCAAUUUGCAUCAAUUCUAUACCUUUUCUUGUCCCACCCCUUUCUUCACUAUUGUAGAUUACCUUGUGGGAGCAUCUCUGUGCAUUCAGGAGAUUAUUGAGAAGACCGGUGGGGUCAUAUGCAUAAUAAUAAUAAUAAUAAUAAUAAUAAUAAUAAUAAUAAUUUAUUAUUUAUACCCUGCCCAUCUGGCUGGGUUUCCCCAGCCACUCUGGACGGCUUCCAACCGAAUAUUAAAAACAAUACAGCAUCAACCAUUAGAAACUUCCCUAAACAGGGCCACCUUCAGUUGUCUUUUAAAAGUAAAAUAGUUGCUUAUUGCCUUGACAUCUGCUGGGAGGGCGUUCCACAGGGCAGGCGCCACUACCGAGAAGGCCCUCUGCCUGGUUCCCUGUAACCUUGCUUCUUGCAGUGAGGGAACUACCAGAAGGCCCUUGGCACUGGACUUCAGUGUCUGGGCUGGAUGAUGGGGGUGGAGACGCUCCUUCAGGUAUACAGGACCGAGGCUGUUUAGGGCUUUAAAGGUCAGCACCAACACUGAAUUGUGCUCGAAAACGUAUGCAUGCAUGUUAUAGAUGGAUAUUUAUGCGCCCAUAAACACAGGCAGUCUUGAAGGAGUUGCUAUAGUAGGAAUUUGUAGCCACGUCUUCAGGAGAGCCUUUUAAAUCAAGGUUGCCCUUCGGCCCUCCAGAUGUUUCUGGGCAUCAGGGAUAAUGUGAGGGAUAGUCCAGCAUCAUCUGUAGGUCCCUAGAGAUCCUCAUUCCCUGUUUUAAAUGAACACAACCCCUCAUGUCUUCGGCAUUAUGUACACAGAACUGUCAAUGCACUAAGUCCCAGCCCAUCCAAAUGUUGGUAUUUGGGCUGCUUAACUUGUAACUCAAUGUUGCAUCACCUCCUGUAAGUCCUGGAUGAAGUGUCUGGAACUCAGAAGUUCCUGGGGUGCACCUCCCUGGCAUUCUUGUUUGUUUGCAUGCUUUCCCCAAAAUUCCGGGUGUGGCCUAGCCAUCGGAAGUGCUGCCUAUUUACACUCCGGAAAUUAUAGGUGUGGUUUGGUGACUUAUUUCAAUUCAGCACGGUUUGCUUUUAUGGGUAACAAAGAAAAGCGGAGAAGGCAGACAACCUGCUAUUUGGGUACAAUCAGAUGGCCUGAUAGCUUUGCCGAUUAUCAGAAUUUCAGUGUGGAGAGAAUUUAAUUUGCCUUUCUGGUCAACUUAGUGUGCAUAUGGAAUAAAUAUAGAGCUAUGUUGAAAUAGACAUUGGAAAAAAUAGGCAAUGAAAUGACAGCAUGGCUUUUUAUAACUAAGGUGAACUUUCUCUUAUCAGAAAUCUUGUAUACUAUAUCAAAGGCUUCAGUUUAAAGACCAGUGCUCACUAGGCUUGGUGCCCAUACUAAUGUGUUCGAUCUUUUUGGAAAUGGAGUUGAUUCAAUCAAAGUGGUGUUGAGAGAUGGUGGGAUAUGAUAGAAAAUGGAACAAGUAACUGAGCUGCUGUCAGCAAAAGCCUCUUUUAAGAAAUGAACAGGGUGGUUAUGCGUUAUAAUCAGAUUAUGCUGCAUAAGUCUGAAUUUGAACACUGAACAUGACAUUUUGACUGUGUUUAUUCUGUAGAAUUUGAUGUCAAUCUGAAAAUUAGACUGAAUUGUGUUGAAUAUUGAGAUUCAGUCCCUUAAUAUUGCCCUUGCUUUAUAUCAAGGUGUCCUCUGCAUUGAAGUGCAUUGUGUGUGUAGUAGAGGUGUACAUAAGUUGUAAAGUUUGUGAUGUCCAAAUGCGGUCAAUAUUUAUUUGCCCCAGUUUGAGCUAUAAGCAGUGCAUACAAUUGUUUCUUUUCUGCGUUUGUUGUGAAAUCUACUUUGUAAUCUGUUUAGGUGGUUAAAGAGUUGUGCUAUUAUAGUGGCUGCGUUCCAAGAUUAUGGUAAACCAUUGUUAAUGUUUGACUGUGAAUGUGCUGGUGUAUUGUGGUUUGAUCCUCCUUGACUGGGGAUCACGGUUUAUUUCUUUUGUUCCAAAGAAGCCACAUUGUAGUGAGGAUUUGUUCUUGGCUUUCCAAUUAUUUUUUGUUUGAGUGAAACAAACCACAGUCCCCAAGCUGGAUGUAGCACUAAGCUAGUGAUUGUGAACUAUUACUCCCUUCGGGAUGCAAUGAAGUGGGGACGAUUUCUGCAUUCACAGUUAACAGUUAACUAUGGUUUACUAUGAUGGGUGAACGCUGCCACUAAUAGGCAGUGGAGGUAAAGAGAGAGAAAACUGGUUUGGGGAUCCUUACAGUAGAAUUUUAUUUUCCUAAAGUCUGUGGUCUUUCCACACCUCUACGAUACAAACAUCAGUUGAGAAGUAAAACAUUAAAAAGCAGCAAAUAUGGUUUGGGGGUUAUGUAUAUUUAGAAAGAAGGGAACUCUAGAAAUGUCUGUAGAGUACUACUCCACAAUAUAUGUAAGUUUGAAUUGCAGCAAGGUAUUGAUUUAUGUAUUACUGUACUUCAUGGUGAAAUAUUUGUCUGUCACAUGACCUUACAGCCACCUGGUGUGUGGAAUUUUCAGGCUGGUCCAUAAAUAUUGGUGCUCCUGGUGAAUAAUAUGAUCUGAAACGCAGAGGGUAGCAACUGUAGUGCCCGUUAUGAUGACAGAUGAGGCUUAUGCUGCAGUAUGACGCACAGUUCACCUUGCAGUAAUUCCUACUGAACUUGGUGUGGCUUACAUCUGAAUGAACAAGUAUAAGACUGCACUGUUAAUUCAUCCGUUCGUUUAUUAAAUUUAUAUCCUGAUCUCCCUCUCAAAGGAGCCCAGGGUGGCAGACAACAAAUGGUAAAACAAACCAAACCAAAAACACCUUUAAAAACAAUUCCAGUACAGAUGCAGGCCUGGAGAGAUCUCAGCUUAAAGCGCCUGGUUGAAAGAGGAAGGUCUUCAGUCGGUGCUGGCAAGACAACAGAGACAGUGCCUGCCUAAUAUUCAAGAGGAGUCUUUUAAGUUGGUGUGUGAUCAUUAGUAAUGAAAUACCUUUUCUCCUUGCAGAAUGAAAUGUGCCUGGCAACCCAGCAGCUCUCCAAGCAGCUUCUUGCGUACGAGAAACAGGUACGCCUGAUUUACCCUGCGCGACCUCCGUGUUCAGCAGAUUAGGUGGUAGAGAUGAAAAGAUUCUAAGGGGUUUGCUUAGUUAUAUUGCUGGAGAUGUCAAACUUGCCUCAACAUCUUGGAGCAAGAAUGGGGGUGGGGCAAGGGGAGAGCAUAAGAAGAAGCUGUUGGACCAGGUCAGUGGUCCUUCUAGUCUAGCAUCCUGUUCUCACAGUGGCCGACCAGAUGCCUGUGGGAAGCCUGUAAGCAGGACCUGAGCACAGCAGCACUCUCACCUCCUGCGGUUUCCAGCAGCUGGAGCGCAGAAGCAUCUUGCCAAUGACAGAGGGAAGAAGGAUGCUGUGGAGAUCACACAGGGUCCCCGGACGUUUAACGGUCUAUUGAUCCCUGUGCCACCACUGUGCUCGCUUCCCCGCUGCCACCACUGGUAAAACACAGUCCAGACAGUUGUUAAAAAUGAACCAAAAAACCCCCAGGUUUAUUUUACAAACAUUAACAAGUUCAUGGUUUCUCUAGUAAUAUUUCUGUCAGUACCUUAACUUUAGUUUCUUUACCGGCCUAUACCUUCCUAAUACCUUCCUAAUACCUUCUGACUGAUUAUCUCAACUGACUCCUCUUAACAAAUUCUCUCACUCUCUCACACCAGACUAGCCCUACCCACAGACUUAUCUGUCUCUUCUAACUCCAGACUGUCUUCUCAACCACCCUAACUCUCUCCUCAAAAAAAACCACACCUCUGUGCUUAAACCCUAUACACAGUUAACUCUGCCCCCUGGGUUCCCAUUACUUUGUCAUUUUACAAUUAGUUAACCCUUUCCCUAUGAACCCAGUAUGAUGUCACACACCUGGGAGGGCAAAUGCCACAUAUGCACAUCUGUGUCCAGUAUCGCAGGUUGCUUUUAGCUUAUCCCAUAGAACUCCCCGGGAGGCACUGGAAACCUAACGUCUUAUUUUCAUUUCCUUUGCAGAACUUUGCCCUGGGUAAAGGAGAUGAAGAAGUGAUAUCCACCCUUCAGUACUUUUCAAAAGUUGUGGACGAGGUAAUCCAAAUGGCCAGCAAGUUUUUUCUUAGGUUUUUUUAUGGUGUCUGUUUAUCUCAUUGAAGCUGUGACGACCUUGAGAUUUACAAAGGGGGAGCGUGGCGAAAGGUGGCCUGUUUGUGCUUUGUAUAGUCUGUAGAAAAGGCCUCAUCUUAUUCUGCUCGUAAAAUGAUGGGGCGAAGGAGAAGCAGAGAGAGAGGGAGAGAGAGAAGAAUCCUGAAGUUCCCUUUAUCUUAUUUAGCAGUUCUUGCUAUAUUUAUGCAAAGUGUUGUGGCGCCCUAAAGAUGGACCAACUUACUCUGGCUAGAGUCAUUGUUAUUGGAUGCAACUUUCUGCCUUUUGACCCACCCUUUGCAGCUUUUUCUCUCUUACACACCGGGGGUGGGGAGCAGGAGAUGCCCUCCAGUUAGUGUUGGAGUCUUCACAGAGCCCAAUCUUCAUGGCUAGCAAUCAGGAAUGAUGGGAGUUGUAGUCCCAGCAACGUUUGUAGGGCCACAGGUUUCCCACCUCUGUUGUACGCACAUGUGUUUGUGUGUGUGAAUGUACAGUGGUACCUUAGGUUACAGAGGCUUGAGGUUACAGACACCGCUAACCCAGAAAUAGUACCUUGGGUUAAGAAUUUUGCUUCAGGAUGAGAACAGAAAUUGUGCGGCAGCAAUGGGAGGCCCCAUUAGCUAAAGUGGUACCUCAGGUUAAGAACAGUUUCAGGUUAAGAAUGGACUUCCAGCACGAAUUAAGUUCUUAACCCGAGGUACCACUAUAAAUCUAUAUGUGCUAGCCAACUGACUGUUGCCCUAAUAAAUUCAACUUCUCUUCUGUGUGUUUGCUGCGGCAGACUUAACAUGCCAACCCAUGUUAGCUUGCUGAAGUUCUGUUAUUUCUAGGCUGACUUAAAAUAACAACUCCCCAGUGCACAACAAAUGUUAUUCAACAUUUCCCAGUAUUUAGAAUUGGCUUUAAGGGGGAAGGGGAUUUUUUCUUUUUGGCUCAAACGCACUUUGUACUUCAAAAUGACAUUUUGGUCUGUGCACAAGUGCAGUAAAAAGAUAGUUCGAAGUUCUUGGCCUACAUUUGCCUUCAGGAGGCUUUUCUGGCGCCUCUCUUAAAUUUAUAAUGCAAGAUUUCCAGCUCUGCAGAGACAGUUCAGGGGAGGGGGUGUCUUCCUUUCCAUUUCUCCACCCAUUGUCUAGAGACACAGAGCAUCUCUUCUCUUGGCUUGAACCCUGGGAAUUCUAGUCCUCAUUAGGCCAGGGUACAGUGUCUUAUUUCUUCCUGGGCUCCCACACCCUUUUCCAGCUGGUUUCCAUUGCUUCACCACACUCUGCCAAGAUGCACAAUUCAUGGGAUGUUGGAGCAUAUCUACACUAUAAGCAUAAAUCAUUGCUUAUACCAGUGCUAACUGUCUUGGUUUCGCCCAAAGAAUCCUUGAAUUUGUAGUUUGGUGAGAGUGUUGAGAUAGCCGUACCCCCACAGCCCCUCACAGAAAUUGAAGUUUCUGAGGAGAGGGAGUGACCAUUAAAUUAGUUUAAGUCUGUGACAUGCUUAUAGCUCAGUUGGUUAGAGCAUGGUGCUGAUAACGCCAAGGUUGCAGGUUCGAUCCCCAUAUGGGACAGCUGCCUAGUCCUGUGUUGCUCAGGGUCCUUUCCAGGUCUACCAUUCUAUGAUUUCAAACAUACAAUGCCACUGAAGUACAGUGGUACCUCGGGUUAAGUACUUAAUUCGUUCCGGAGGUCCGUUCUUAACCUGAAACUGUUCUUAACCUGAAGCACCACUUUAGCUAAUGGGGCCUCCCGCUGCUGCCGCGCCACCGGAGCACGAUUUCUGUUCUCAUCCUGAAGCAAAGUUCUUAACCUGAGGUAAUAUUUCUGGGUUAGCGGAGUCUGUAACCUGACGCAUGUGUAACCUGAAGCGUAUGUAACCCGAGGUACCACUGUACUUAUUUAGUCUUAGCUUUUUUAAUAAAAUAGCAUCAUCUUGUAGUGUUAAAACAAGACCAAUUAAUUUGCAACCCUGUUAUUUCUCCAUUUUUUUCCCAAAUGUGCCUCUGUUACCUGCAUAUUUUCUAACGGAUUUUCGAUUGUUAGCAAGGUGUCAUCUGCAAAUAAGCAUAUUUUCUCUUUUUUAUUAUUGCUUAUUCCUUUUAUAUUUCCAUCUUCUCUAAUUACAUUGGCCAGAGUUUCAGUGACCCUUGGGGCCGUUCUCAGGUGACCCACACCUGGCCCACACCUUCCUUGAGGGUUUUGCCUGGUUGGAAUGUGCCCUUGUACAAUGAUGAUUAGAAUGCCUUUUGCUUGCCUGGAAGGAGAGAGGUGUGGUGGGGAGACGGUGCGGAAACCUCUGGCUCCUUUGUGGCUAUAUUGUGGCUGACUGCCCAGAGGUAAGAGUCACCUCAGUGGCUCUGCCCACUUUGGCCUUUGGCCCCACCCACUGAGAGGGACUGUGGCCCUCAGGCUGAAGAAGGUUCUUCAUGCCUGGUAUUUGCUACCAUGCCUCUGGUCUUCUGAUCAAGUCCCCUUCUUCCCGUUUGGAGAUUCGUCUUCAUAAGCGACUACUUUCUAGGAAUCUUGCCUUUUGAUCUCCUUGUUUGUCUGCAGUUCCAGCCACGCAGUUAAGAAAGCCAAUACUGUACCUUUAAUAAUAAUAAUAAAAAUUAAAAAUUAAAAAUUGAUACCCUCCACUGUGAAAAUUGAAAACUGUGACAACAGCUGUUUUGGUUGAGUCAUGUCUUUUGCCAGGGCAUAAGCGAAGCAGUCCAGCUUGUAGGAAAAGGCUGCAGAGUAAAUAUAAAGUCUUGUUUCAAAGCCUCUCCUUAAGUAAACUCUUUAAUCUUGAGAAAUGGAGACAUUUCUUCUCAGCUGAAGCCGUGUGUAUUUGGCAGCCCAUAACUAAUUUUAGCAAGACUCAAAGCUCACUGGUGCAUGGACAGAUACUAAUAUUAUUACUAAUAUCCAUGUAAACAAACUUGUUUUCACCUAUUGAUUUUUUCUUUCUGGACUGCUCUGGAUUUUUAAUAUGUAAUCUGGCAAAGCCAUUCAGUGGUGGAUAUUUCAGUUCCCUGUAAGAAUGUUUCAUAGAAAUAAAAUGUUUUUGAUAUCUUCUUAUAUGAAUUGGUUUUUUGAGAGUGACAUGGGAUUAUUUAUUAUGGAAAACCCUACUGAAGAAUCUCAAAAAAAGGUUGGUUUUGAAAGCAAAUGGCUUCAAACAAUUUAAGAAAACGCUGUAUAAAUAUAUAUGAAAGUGUGUGGAUUUAAAGAAAAAUAAUUAAAUAUAUUGGCUCCAGCUUAAUAAGCAGAUGGUAUUGAUUUGGCCCACUGUUCUAAUAGAGCACUGUACUGGUCCUCACUUCAGAGAAAGCUAUUUGGGCAACUCACUUUGCUAUAAUGAUUACUAACUACACAGAGAUGGGGAACUGAAGCAGAGAGUAACAUCCAAGCAUCUAAAAUGUACUUCAGAGUAGGGGUGGGUAACUUACGGCCCUCCAGCUGUUGUUGGACCCCAACUCCCAUCAGCCCUUAGCUACCGUGGAUGGUGGUCAGGCACAAUGGGAAUUGGAAUCCCGCAACAUUUGGAAGGCAACAAGUGCCCCAUUCUGGCAUUAAAGUUCCCACAGUCAAGCACAAAUCUGAACUUUCCUGUCCGCCCUACUGAGCCACAUUGGGUUUUCCAUUCAAGCACUUGACGGUGAAUUUAGGGUACCGGGGAUGUUAUUGCUGCCUUCUAAAUGAAUGGGCUGCCCUCCUGUCUUUCAGCUUAACAUUCUGCACACCGAACUGGCCAAGCAGCUCGCAGACACCAUGGUUCUCCCCAUCAUCCAGUUCCGUGAAAAAGACCUUACAGGUAAAUCUUCUAGGUGUGACUGGGAGCUCUUAGUAGGAAACAAAGGAAGAGAGGGACGCUUUUUCUUCUUGCACUCCAGACAACUUUCGUAUCUUAAAGAAAAUUAGUUAAGGUUGCGCCCCUAUGUAGACUUCCGUGAGAGUUUAAAAACAGCCACCCCACACGCUGAACACAGUGGGGCUUGCAAGUGCUAGCAGAUGCAUGUUUAUUUGGAAAUAGCUUGGGGUAAGCUUGGCAGACAUGGCAAAUUACAAAGGACUGCUGUUCUCAGGUCCUGCUUCGGGGCUUCCUGUAGGCAUCUGAAUGUCCACCUUGAGAACAGGAUGCUAACCUAGAUGGGACGGUACCCUGUUCUUAGGGCUAAAACCAGAGCGACAGCAACAGCUUCUAGACCCAGGAGUGGGGAACCGGUGGCCUUCCUGCUAGUGUUGUUGGGCUCCAGCCCCCAGUAGCCCCAGUCAGCACAGCUGGUGGUCAGAGAUGAUGGGAGUUGUAGUCCAACAACAGCUGGAGGACCAUAGGCUUCUCCAUCCCUAUUCAUUGUGGUAUUUCUACUGUUCAAGGAGGAUUGCUAGUCUGCAAAAAGAACAUUUCUGCCACUGUUCUGCUGCAUAAUCGCAACAUGGGACUGAAGCAGUUCUAGUCCAGUUAAGGAAAUAAAUACAUGGCACAUUUCUUUGCAUGAAGUCAAGUAGUUGCAGUGGAAUUUGAGAAGAAGGUCACUGCGAACGUUCACAGUUUUAAUUGGCACAUCUCUGGUCAUCUCAUGGAAACUUUGCACUAAUGCGCAAACCCUUUGUUGUUGCCUUCUGCUUUUUCCUAGAAGUAAGCACUUUGAAGGAUCUCUUCAGCCUUGCCAGCAAUGGUACGUUUUCACAUUGGUCUUUCAUUUGACUGAAAUUUUGCUGGCGGUGUGCAUGAGUGAUGAUGCUAAACUGUGCCUUCGAUCCUUGCAGAACACGACGUCUCCAUGGCAAAGUACAGCAGGCUACCCAAAAAGAGAGAGAAUGAAAAGGUAAGAUACUCCGACAUCUUGGCACAUUUGAUAAGAUGAAUUUUAUGUAAUGAAAAAUCCUCAACAGGGUACAGUUCUGUGAACAUAAGAAGCUGCCUUAUCUAGCUCCAUAUUGUUUACUCGGACUGGCAGCAGCUCUCCAAGAUUUCAGACAAACUCUUAGCCUUCCCUGGAAGGGCUCAGCCUGGAGUAUUUUGUGUGUAAAGCAGAUACUUCACCAUUGCCCUUUUCUAAAUGCUAAUAUAGGAUGUUUGAGAUGGUUUUUGGAGCGGGGUGGGGAAGAAAGCUAAAGAUUUUUUUAAUACAUAUGCAAACAACCCCAAUGUGGUGAAUGGUGUAUAUACAUCUUCCACAUGAUAGGUACAAUUCUGAGAAGGGUGAGGUGCACAGACUGUUAUUGACACCCAAGUCACUUCAUAAUGAAUCGCUAUAACACCAGUCAGGAAAGACCUACAUUGGCUACCAGUACGUUUCUGAGCACAAUUCAGAGUGUUGUUGCUGACCUUAAACGGCCUCGGCCCAGUAUCCCUGAAGGAGCAUCUCCACCCCCAUCGUUCAGCCCAGACACUGAGGUUCAGUGCCGAGGGCCUUCUGUCGGUUCCCUCAUGGCAAGAAGUGAGGUUACAGGGAACCAGGCAAAGGGCCUUCUUGGUGGUGGCGCCCACACUGUGGAAUGCCCUCCCUUCAGAUGUCAAGGAAAUAAACAACUAUCUGACUUGUAGAAAACAUCUGAAGGCAGCCCUGUUUAGGGAAGUUUUUGAUGUUUGAUAUUUUAUUGUGUUUUUAGUAUUCUGUUGGGAGCCGCCCAGAGUGGCUGGGGAAACCCAGCCAGAUGGACGGGGUAUAAAUAAUAAAUUAGUAGUAGUAGUAUUGUCACAGUGGUUUCAGUGGCACUUGGGUGUCAUUUAACUGCCUGCUCAAUGCACUGCUGACCCCGUCUUGCAGUGGCACAUCUGCUGAUACUUGGCUGUUCCUUUCCUUUAUCAUUCAGCUAAAGGCGGAAGUUGCCAAAGAGGUAGCCAGUGCCCGGAGGAAGCAGCAUCUCUCGUCACUACAGUAUUACUGUGCCCUUAAUGCUUUACAGUACCGCAAGAGAAUCGCCAUGCUGGAGCCCAUGCUGGGAUAUACGCGCUCCCAGGUACAUAUCCUAGCUGCAGCAUCUUGGGCAGCAAACCCUUCUUCGCUGCAGCUGAGCUGGUUUGGAAACCACUGAGCACUGUAUGGUUCAGUUAAAAACUGGUGGCAGGACAAGCCCAGCGCUCCCUGACACGUCAGACCAAGGCUGCAUCCACACCAUACAUUUAAAGCACUCUGAUGCCAUGUCCACAGAACGGACGAUGGCAGGAUCCCCAAGGAUUUGCUGUUAUGGGGAGCUGACUUCAGGCACCAGGCCCGUUGGCAGACCAGUUCCGUGUCACAAAGUGUCAGGCUUUGGGGGAAAUCAGCUCCCUACCACGGGGCAGCCCAAAAUAAGAGUUCUAACCAAGUCAUUUAUUCAGUAAUUCACAGAGAACGAGGAAGGAAUGCAGCCUUCCCAAAAAUGGUGUUGCUCCAACUGAGCUCCCCCUUCCCUUCCUAGCAACAGCACUUCCCCUUAUGGUGGCUGCCAGGGGCUAAUUGUCUCUGAGUCCUUCACUCUUCAACUUUCAGCGCACACAGAGUUCUGGGAGAAGGGGUGUCAGAUAUGCUCUCCAGUGAUAACGUGUCAGCUGGGUGCUCUCUCUCUGGCUCCCCCUUCUCUUCUCCCAACACCUCCCAACUCUUCUGUUCAUCUGUCUCUGAGCUGUGACCUUUCUCAAACCACUGCUGUAAUUCAAUACUGCCUUCCUCUUCUCUGGGAAGUUCAGGUGGAGGGGGCGGGUGGCAGUCUCCACCAUUCCUCCUCAGACUCGUCCCCCUCAGUCCAGUCCCUGGAACAAAGCUGUCUGCAAACAUGACAUGAAGGCUGGCCACCUCAACCGUCCCGCCUGGGAAUCCCUUGCAGUGCCUGGAGACAGACAGUCAGGUUGUGUGUCCACAGCAGUGACCAGAGGAGAAAUAAAACACUGAGAGGAGCGCAGGGAGAAGAAACAUUCUGGUGCACCUGUAGCAGCAAAACCAGACGCCUUCGUCUGCCACAGUUGCGACAUUACAUGCCGCCAGUGUGGUGUAGUGGUUAAGAGCAGUGGACUCAUAAUCUGGUGAACCAGGUUCGAUUCCCUGCUCCUCCACAUGCAGCUGCUGGGUGACCUUGGGCUAGUCACACUUCUUUGAAGUCUCUCAGCCCUACUCACCUCAUAGAGUGUUUGUUGUGGGGGAGGAAGGGAAAGGAGAAUGUAGCCGCUUUGAGACUCCUUCGGGUAGUGAUAAAGCGGGUAUCAAAUCCAAACUCCUCCUCCUCCUCUUCUUCUUCUUCCUCCAUGUCUCUCCUGUGUUGGUCUCUACAGCCACAGCAGGCUCUGUAACUCUCCAACGGUUUGACUUUACCCCUGAAGGCGAACUCCUCCAUUGUCUCCCAAGACAGACAGGUGCCAAUAAUAAUCAUGGAAGAGGGCAUGGUUGACUGGAAAGGACCCUAGACAGAGUGUCCCAUACUAAGCAACAUUUUGUUGCAGGUUCACAUGUCUUGUUCUCUUUCUAAGAUGUAGACCAGAAUGGGGAACCUUUGCUCUUCCAAAUGCUGUUGAACUCCCACCAGUCCCAGCAAAUAUGGCCAAUUGCCUGUGAUGAUGAGAGUUGGGAGUUCAGCAACAUCUGGAGGGCCAAAGUUCUCCCUGCCCCUGAUAUACCCUACUCCCUAGCCAACAACUCCUUGACUCCCAGUAUGAAAGACCAGAUUGUUGGAUCAUAUAAACCCCAGUGUCCCUCCUCCUCCCCUCGCAUGUUACUGCAAGGAGUUUGCCGACAAAAAUAUUCAGGAGUUGUGUGUGCUCUCCCUCUUUUUAUAUUCUUCAGAUUAAGUUUUUUAAGAAGGGAGCCGAGAUGUUCACCAAAAAAAUGGACAGCUUUCUAUCUUCAGUCUCAAGCAUGGUUGAAAGGUAAUGGAUCGUUCCAGCUUGCUUUUGCCUGUUUGCUCUUUUUUGCUGUUUCUGAGAAUGAUUGUGCUAUGACUGGCAGCAAGCAUGAGGUCUGACACCAGCAGUGGUAGCCAGGUGGGGCACUGGCCAGGGACCCCCAUGGCUUGGAAGGACCCCUCACCUGCCCGACCCAGAUGUGACGCCCUCCACAGCCUUCAGUGAAUUUGGCAGCAGGGCUGCUUUUGAAUGGGAGUCCAGCUUCGCUCCGGUUCAAAAGUACUGCUACCCCUACAUGGCUGAAGUGUUGCCUGAUGCUCAGUGGAGGACAGUGAGUGAUGCUGUGACUGUCAGAGCAAUGGCAGAGAGAGCCUGUGGUGCCCAUGACUGGCCUAGGCAGGACUGCUCUCAGUCCUGGUUAGGGAGUAGGGGGUCUUAUCAUUGUCACCAUGCCAAGGAGACCCCCCUUCCAAGUUUGGCACCAGCCUGGCAGCCAGAUGAUGCAAGUGUGUCUAGAAAACCAUGUUGCUGCUUCUAGGAUUAAAAAAAAACACACAUGAAAGUGCACUCUUACAUUUCCACUUGUCUCAUUUUAAGUGCCUGGAGAAACAUGUAAAUUUUAAUAAAUUUUUAAUAAAUUGUUUGUUUACAUUGUUUAAUAAACAUGUACAUUUUAAUAAUUUUUAAAUAAAUUGUUACUACUUUUUAACAAAGUAUUACUAAUAUAUUGUGCAUCUCCGAUGAGGUGGCAAGGGAAAUCUUGGGAUCUGACUCUUUCUGAACUAUUGAAACGCAGAAGAAGUGUUGAGAAACCAAACACAUUUUGAUAAGGUAUGGUUCCCAUAUAUCAGCUAGGUAAAUAGAAGGGUUGUUCAUCUCAGGCAUCCCGCCACUCAUGCUUACAUAUGGAGAAGAUGUGUCACAGAUAGUUGAAGCCUUGGGGGUGGUUCAUUCAAUGAACCCGUUAUUUGACCGUGUUCCUGCUCAGUUCCUUAUAGAUGACUGAUGUGUGCGUGUAAUGCUCUGCAGAUUUUGUUGCAGUUCGUCCAUGCCAUUUUAUUAUAAAACCAAUCAAAUAUUCUAAAGAAGAGAAAGGAACUGUAUGCUCAGCAUUCGUCGGACAGCCUAAGCAAGCAGGCUAUGGCCAUGAAGUGCUUUGACGUUUAUUCUCUCCUGUAGCGUACAGGGAGAAUUGGACACUGAGGCAGAAGCUAUGCGGGUAUCUCAGCAAGAUCUGCUUUCGGUUGGCGAAUCAGUGUACACGCCUGACUUCGACGCAGCGUCGCCUCUCAUCAACAGAAACCUGAUUCAGAAGGCUGGCUACCUUAACCUUAGAAAGUAAGGAAGAUUCCUGGGAGGGAGUCAUGCCUUGGCAUGGUAGACGGGCUAGUACUCUAGCUAGUUCGGUGGGUUUUCAAAAUUGGGACCUAAGGUUCCUUAAAGUAAAAUGCUACAUCUAGUACCUCAGCUUGGGGGGGGGGGAGGUUAUGUGGCCCUCCACGCCUCCUUUUCUGGACCUCAGAACUCUCGCCAACCCUCUCCACGUCUUUCUCAAGUGCUGAUGCCUGAGAUCUUUCCUGUUACCCUGGAGAUGUUGAAGGAUUGAACCUGACUUCUGCAUAUGCGAAUCACAUGUCCCUUCCCCCCAAAAUGUACGAUGCAGCAGUGCCAGAAAACCAAAGAGCUGAAAGAGAGUAAAAGCAGCUACUAGUACCUGUCGUGAUGUCCCUUGUACUGUGGGAUCAUGAAAAGUCCCUGCACGUGCUUCUGCCACAGUACAAAAUUCAAGUCCCUCAAGAUGCCUUGCUGACAUUACGAAAAGAUAGCGGGAGUCUUAAAAUGUGUGCGGUGAAGGGGGUGGGUGGGAUUUGACCUUAGAAAACACACGCUGCUCGGUUCCCUUUCCCGAAAGGAUUGUUUUUUGGCCAUGAGGAGUGAAUCCUGCUGCUUUGCUGCUGGUGUGAGGGUGACACCAAAGCUCUGGUCUUUUCCUACAGCAAAACAGGCCUGGUGACUACAACUUGGGACAGGCUGUACUUCUUCACUCAAGGUGGGAACCUGAUGUGCCAGCCCAGGGGAGCCGUCGCCGGGGGACUGAUCCAGGAUCUGGACAACUGCUCUGUGAUGGCAGUCGACUGUGAAGACCGACGUUACUGCUUUCAGAUCACCACUCCUACAGGGAAACCGUAUGUGUCUUGGGUCUUCUGCUAGGGAGCAACUACCCUACCCAAAACGAGGGCUUGCGUCUUUCAGUCUGGCUGCAUUAACUGAGUUGCCUUGAGCAUAAGCCUCCCCUUUAGGGAGGUCUCUAGUCACCUAAAUAAAUUUUUUUGUGAGGGUGGAGGAAGCUCCACUGAGUUUCUGGGAGUCCUUGCACUGCCUUCUGCUAGCUCCAUCAAGAUAGCUGAAUACAUAGCCUGUUAGUUGGCUAUGUAGUCUCUGCUUCAAAACCUCUAAUGGGGCAAGGAAAGAAAAUGAUGGGGUGGUUUUUGUUUUCUUUUACAGAGGGAUAACCCUUCAGGCAGAAAGCAAGAAAGAAUAUGAGGAGGUAAACACAUUUCACUUUGUUUCUACUCAAGAAAUUAAAAUUCCAGAACUAAAUUGAAAUCUCUGGCGUUUCUCUUUCUUGUUUUCCUCUUCCAGUGGAUAUGUGCAAUCAACAACAUCUCUCGGCAGAUCUAUCUUACUGACAAUCCUGAAGUAAGUAGGUUUUGAAAUGAAAUGCUUUGAUAACUCAAACAAGCCCCUCACCCCAGAUACAGUAAGAUCUGUGAUUCAAUGUUUGCUUUAAGGCUGUGCCUCUGCUUUGCUUCAGGCUGUUGCCAUCAGGCUGAAUCAGACAGCGCUGCAAGCCGUGACGCCAAUCACAAGCUUUGGGAAGAAGCAGGAAAACCAAUCCCCCAGGUAACAUUUUAGCCAUCUUAGUCUGGAGAGGUUUGGAUGCUCCUUCCGCAAAGAAAAUUAGCACCUCAGGAAGAAGGCCAGUCUAACUUUUGACGUGUUGGCAUUCUGCAAGCAUCGCAGUUUUGACAGAGGGAGCAAGUGUUCCCCCACUGUGUUCUGAAGCGGUCCCUUACAUGAAAGGCUCUUCCACAAGUUUCCUGAAUGGAUAGCUCAGCUGUUACAUUCUAAUCUACACGUGGUAGAUAACUGCUACCUGCAUCAUGCAGUUUCAUGUGCAAAUUGGAUCUUAAGCAGUCCCAACUCUGGGUAAACACCCUUAUUGCAGAUCUUAGACAAGUGCCAACAGUAACAACAUCCAGCACCUAUUAAAGAUGCAUUGCCGGUGCCUUAUUUCAGUGGGUUGUGUUCCUUCAUUUUAUCUUAGCCUAGGCAGAGUUAUCUUUCGGAUUCUCAUCUUUUCCUUUAUUGUAUGGUGAUUAUAAGAUUGAUGUUGUUUAUUUUGUUGUGCAUUGCAUCGGAUAGUGGUAGCCAACAUAAAUGCAUUAGGUGGUGUCAGGGAACUGCCAUCGGAGCUAGAGGUGGAGGGAAGGCUCCAGAGGGAUGCCGGAGAGGGUCCCAGUAGGGAGAGAGGCAGCCCAUCUGCUGGGGAAGGAAAUCAGCGUAACACCAGUGGAGAAGGGGGGCAGAUGGGGGAAUCGGAGAGGAGGCUCUAAGACUCCUCGCCGGAGACCAGCGGAGAGAGUACGGGUACUUCGCUGCCCACACCCUCCCUGUGCAGAAGACUUCUGCGCAGGGAGAGUAGGAGGAGACUUGGCGUCAAACAGCUUUUAUGCUGGAAAAGGUUCAAGAAACGCCCACUGACGGAUUCUGCCAGCGACUGAGACAGUCACGAUGCUGGAGGCUGUUCAGUCAGUUUAACCAGGUAACCUCGCCGGCAGUGGCGGCAACUUACGCACGAGCAACCCCUAAACCCAUUACAGGUGGCUAGGUGGCUCUCGGUACUUGGGAACCCCGCACAAGGGAUUUUGACAGGUGGGCAGUACAACCCACCUGUCCAUCAAGAGAUGCCAUGUGAUUGACAGGUGGAUUGUCCUGUAAAAGCUGACCCCCCCCACCCUUGCAUUAUGAUUUAGUUCCUGGUUGUGAUGUCUUAGUUCCUUGUUUAAAACACAUUUUAACUAUCCAGAAUUGGAUGUUAUUGGUAAGGAUGUUUAAAUGUCAGCUCAGACCCUGACUGAAUGCUCACUCGUCCGUUCUCACCCAGGUUUUCAUUUCUAGGAAUCCUUCCUCCCUUCCAGCUCUCACAGCGCUGUCUUUCUCAUAUGGGGCCAUGUUCUCUGUCUCUCUCCUUUUGCUUUAGCCAGGAUGUGAAGAAUGUGGAGAUGCAGAAUGACUGGGCAGCCCCAAACGAGCCGGCCAGCAUUCCAGAACCCACUGAGUUAAUUGCACCCGGAACACCAAUUCAGUUUGACAUUGUGCUUCCCGCAACAGAGUUCCUGGAUCAGAACAGGGGUGGCAGGUACAGCCAGCGAGAGUUUGACAAAGUGCUCCCUUUCGCAUUUGACUCCUUCUCUUAGGUUGGUGAAGUAGCCAUAACUCCUGCCCUGUGUGUAUUUUAACAGGCGCACAAACCCAUUUGGAGAGUCAGAAGAUGGCAAGAAAGAGGAUGAGGCAGGUGAGAACUGGCUGGGGAUUGCUGUUCAUAAACUUCAGUCUUGUUGAGCCCCAAAGCUGUCUAAAAUUACAAGGUCUAUUGUAAAUUUGAUCCAUGGGGUAAACUCUCUUCAGUCACAAAUGGUGCCCCAAGCUCCACUUUUUAGGUGCGACCAUGGUCUGUGUCAAAGAGGGGAGACCCUGUGGCCAGAUACUGAUAGCCUGCAGCUUCCACCAUCCUUGACUAUGCUGGCUGGGGCAACAACAUCUGGAAGGCCACAGGUUUCCCCAUCCCUGGUUUGUCUUGUGAAGAACAUCCCCCAUUCCCGCAGGUGGCCAAACGCUUCUGAGCGCUCACAAGCAGGGGGCAAGGGGAUAAUGGAAAACUGUAGCACUCUUUGUUGUUAUUGGACUCCAACUCCCAUCAGUGCCCUCUAGCUUGGCCAGUAGUUAGGGAUGAUGGGAGCUGGAGUCCAAGAAUAUACAGAAGACCAGAAGUUCUGCAUCUCUGCCCUACAAGAUUAGACCCAUUCACACUUUCCCAUCACUGCUUGAAAUCAAGAAGUGAGCAUCCAUAAACAGGAACCUGCCAUGAGAACAUUUAUGUUGAAGAAGAGAAAGCAGCAUCCAAGGGGGGGGAAAUCAGAUGUCCUAUUAACUCGAGAGGCAGGAUAAACAAGGAGAAAGUUCCUCUUUUUUAUUUCCUUUCCCCCAGAUUCGCUCUUGCAGCAGAUGUUUGUAGUCCGUUUUCUAGGAUCGAUGGCAGUCAAAUCCGACCACACGGUUGAGGUGAUCUACGAAGCCAUGAGGCAGGUGCUGGCGGCUCGGGCCAUCCACAACAUUUUCCGCACAACGGAAUCCCACCUCUUGGUCACCAGCAACGACCUGAAGUAAGCAAAACUUCCUCGCUUGCUUUCUUCUUCUGCAUGGUCUGCAUUGAUGUGAGGUCUGAUGAAUCUGUGAGCUGAUCCUGUGAGCGGGCUGGAACUCAUGAAGAGGGUACUCUUGGUACUUGCUAAGGCCAGCGGGAGGAGAUAGCCUUUGCUGAUGUCCUGCUCCCCUGUGUCCCUCCAGAGGCCUAGGUGUCCCUGACGGAUGUGAGAGGAGAUAGCUCCUCUUCCCUGGUUAUUAGGAACCUUUGCUGGAUCCAAAGACCUUCGGUUCAUUAGAAUUCAACUCCUAGUUCUCACAGGCUACAGCACCUUUAAUCCCUACCUCUUUUGGAAGUAACUAUCACUGAAUCCUAUCACUGGGGGGACACGGCUGGCGCUGUGGGUAAAACCUCAGAGCCUAGGACUUGCCGAUCGUAUGGUCGGCAGUUCGAAUCCCCGCAGCGGGGUGAGCUCCCGUCUUUCGGUCCCAGCUCCUGCCCACCUAGCAGUUCGAAAGCACCCCUAAGUGCAAGUAGAUAAAUAGGUACCGCUUAUAGCGGGAAGGUAAACAGCGUUUCCGUGUGCUGCGCUGGUGCUGGCUCGCCAGAGCAGCUUCGUCACGCUGGCCACAUGACCCGGAAGUGUCUUCGAACAGCGCUGGCUCCCGGCCUCUUAAGUGAGAUGAGUGCACAACCCUAGAGUCGGACACGACUGGCCCAUACGAGCAGGGGUACCUUUAUCUUUACCUUUAUCACUGAAUCCAGCUACAAGUGUUACCGAUAACGCUAGUUUCUGAAAUACUUGCUUUCAAGGAAGCAUAUCUAGGAUGGAAGGGUCAAUCAAAGAAUCUCUCAACAGUGAUAGUGAACUGGUAACCUUUCAAGUGCUGUUCGAGUGCUAUCAGCCGUGGCUAGUGGUCAGGAAUAAUUACCUUCCAUCCAACAUGUGGAGGGCUAAGAACCACAGGGAAGGGAAGCUUUUUGUUGUAGGAUGAGACGUAGUGGAAUGACAUAAUAGUACAUGACAUAAUAGAAAACCAUCACGUUGCUUUUUCAUAUUGCACUUUUAAGGUCUGGUGUGUGUGUGGUUUUGCAUAUACAGUCCAGGGAGUGGGUGGGAAUAAAUACAGAGACGGGGAUAAUGGCUAUCAUCAGCCUAAGUUAACUUGCUGAAGGGUUACAAUAAUUAAGGAUUGGAGGGGGGACCUUAAGGGGGCAACCUUAGAAACUAAAUAGAUCAAUGAAGACUGAGAAUGUUUAGCAGCCACAGAAUGAUGAAUGCUUGUUGGAGAGGAAAAAUGGAAGAAGAACACUUGCUACCCUCCCCUCCCCGGUUGUGGGAAUGGAGUAAUCUGGAAAAGGGCAUGGCUGGUUAAGGGCAUCUAGCAAUCUCUACUCAUUUUUCCUUUUCUCACAAGUAGCAUAUGAAGAUGUGUCAGCUUAAGGCCCAACUUUCUUGAGCCAGAUUAGGGCUCCUGUACUUUCUCUGCUGUUAAAUCUUGUGAAGAGGACCUAAUCUACUUUUUUUCCUCCCCUUUACACUAACAACAGAUUAAUAGAUCCGCAAACCCAAGUUACGAGGAUAAGUGUAAGUAUAUUCUUCCAUUUCUCACAGUACAGAAAUGGCAGUCAGGGCUUUAAAUGCCAAGUUGCCAGCUGGGGAAGUUGUUAAAUGUUUACCUGCUUUAAGUCUUUAAAAUUGUGAAACCCGUUUUUCCAGUUUGAACUUGCCAGUGUGACACAAUUUGCUGCUCAUCAAGAAAACAAGAGACUGAUUGGGUUUGUGGUUCCCAUCUCCGAGUCCCCAGGUGAAGAGUCCAUGAGUGCUUACGUAUUUGAGAGUAACACCGAAGGCGAAAAGGUCUGGAGAUGCUUUUCGUUGCAUGGUUUUUAGAAUACAUUUUGUUCUAAUUGUAGUCAUCCGUAAUAAGUUUUUAGUGGGCAUUUAGUGAGUUGAGUCCAUUUGCUUUGCUUAGUUUGCACGCGCACACACACAUACACUCUCCCCAAAUAUUCCUUAGCAAUUCCCUUGAUCCAUUGCCCACUUGCUUAACCCUGUUGUGACCACAUUUAUAGACACAUAAGAUUCUGAAAGAGAAACAUCAGAGUUUAUUUGUUAUUACCUUAUGCUGCACUGCUUCGCCAUACAUGUUUGGCCAGCAACUGGCUAAACUUCCACAAAGCCUAUCUCCUGGUCUCAGCUUACUGUCUAGAUCUGCUACCACAUACUUCUGCUUUCCUGGUGCUCUAACCUGGGUCCUAGGAUAACAGAAAAAUUUCCUAAGGCUGAUCUCUGCUUCUUCUGCAGAUUUGUUAUGCGAUAAACCUCGGGAAAGAAAUCAUUGAAGCUCGCAAGGUAAUGUUUCACUCUUCCUAUCUAUACAGUACUGAAUCUUGCUUUUAAGCCUAAACUCUGGCCUCUGAUGGGUGCCUGGAUGCCAGCACUUUGCUUACCAACCAGUUCAGUCCCACCUGUGCUUAAAAAGAAAGGUAAGGGGGGAAUUAAAAAAUUGUAAGGGGCAGGAGGCCCAUAGGUGGUUCUAUGUUGGGGAUCCCAGAACAAUACAGUGAAUGGGACAAAUGCAGGAAGCGAUCGUGGACGAUGAAAAAAUCAUGACAGAGGCAACGCAGGUAAAUUAAGUCAGGGCCUCAAGUUGUGUGUUAACCUGCCACCCAAACAGGAACUUUAACUGUCUGGGGUUCUUCUUCUACUGUUACUUGUUUGCAUCCAUUUCAGGUCUUCCUGUACAUAUUGAGAAAUGCAAGUUUCUGCACCGACAUUAAAUAAAAUGCAUUUAAACAUAAAUUGAAUGACAAAGGACUUAACUAUUAGUUUCUCUGCAUUUUUCAAGUACACGUUAACUAGCAGAGCAUGUUGUACCCAUAAAGCUCACAAUAUCAACCCAGUAGGGUAAAGAGUUUACAAAUACCAUUUUAGCUAUAUAUAGGUGCUGGCAGGUACAUCACCUUGCCCCUGCAAUUGAAGGGGCCCAGAGCUGCGCGAUAUCACCAUGCCAUGUGCACCUGUGCUGCGCAGCUGCCAGAGAUUUGUGGGGGGGGCACAGUCCCACAUAGAUUGUGUGCCUGGGUGUCGGCACAUUGAAAAUGAGCUGCAAUUUCAACUUUGUUUUUGCAGCAUACUAUAUAGCCAAUCCAAAGCACGCAAGGAUCCUCAUUGUGGAAUGAAGCUUGCUUUAAUCUAGUCUUGUCAAUUCACUGUUUUUAUCAUCUUGACUUAGAACUCAUUUAAGCAGUGUGAUCUAGUGUUGUUUUAAAAGCAGGCAACGAAUUAGGUUGCUGAGAACUGAGGCCCCCCGAUGAUAGAUAAUUGCAGACCGUUGGAUAACUAUUCCAAUGACUCUCAUUGUGUUUUCAUUAUAGGAUCCGGAAGCACUAGCUCAGUUAAUGUCAUCUGUGCCACUAACCAAUGAUGGGAAGUUCGUGCUCUUGAAUGAGCAGUCAGAAGAGGACAACACAGUACAGGGAGAUGGGCAGGAGGAGUCAGAAGCAUAA
Podarcis lilfordi (Lilford's wall lizard) is the source of this 27263-nucleotide messenger RNA. NCBI's taxonomy places the organism in Eukaryota, Metazoa, Chordata, Lepidosauria, Squamata, Lacertidae. The record is from the annotation of a GenBank genome assembly.